AUGAUUCGGCUUUUUCGGCACCGUCUUCUUCGGUGGCUUCUCCUGGUCCCCUUCCCCUUUUUGAGACGCCCUCCCCCCUCUCUUUUCUCCCGGGAAGGAGCCGCUCUCUUCCUCCGGCCAAGAACAAGCUCGCCUCCGCCCCGCGAUUUCAGGUGUAUGUACCACAUAAAAAAGGUAUAAAGAAGAGGUGCAACAUGCGGCGCUGGCUGUGCUGUUCUUGUCAAGUGGACGAGCCUUAUGAUGCCCACGAGAAUGAAUACCUGAAAAACUCAACAGAUCAUACAGAUGGAAUGCAAAAAGGUUCAAAGCUUUCUGCUGUUGCCAAAAGCGAAACCCAAAAAGCACCACCUCCCAUUGAAGUGCCUGCAUUGUCAUUAGAUGAGCUGAAAGAAAAGACUGAAAAUUUUGGAUCAAAGUUUUUGGUCGGGGAAGGGUCCUAUGGAAGAGUAUAUCUUGCAAUCUUGAACAAUGGCAAACAAGUGGCAUUAAAAAAACUUGAUGUUUCAUCAGAGCCUGAGUCCAACAAUGAAUUCUUGACCCAGGUCUCAAUGGUAUCAAAACUGAAGCAUGAAAAUGUGCUUGAAAUGGUUGGGUAUUGUGUGCAAGGAAAUCUUCGUUUGUUGGCCUAUGAAUAUGCAACCAUGGGUUCACUUCAUGAUGUUUUGCAUGGUAGAAAAGGAGUGCAGGGUGCUCAACCUGGUCCUGUUCUUGACUGGAUGCAACGGGUGAGAAUUGCUAUUGAUGCAGCAAAGGGGCUCGACUAUCUUCAUGAGAAGGUUCAGCCUUCAAUAAUACAUCGUGAUAUCAGAUCAAGCAAUGUCCUUUUAUUUGAGGACUUCAGAGCAAAAAUUGCAGAUUUUAAUCUUUCAAAUCAGGCUCCUGAUAUGGCUGCUCGUCUUCAUUCUACUCGUGUCUUGGGGACCUUCGGUUAUCAUGCACCAGAGUAUGCUAUGACCGGCCAGCUAACCCAGAAAAGUGACGUAUAUAGCUUUGGCGUAGUUCUUCUGGAGCUUCUGACUGGCAGGAAACCAGUGGAUCAUACGAUGCCUAGAGGGCAGCAGAGUCUGGUUACUUGGGCAACUCCAAGAUUGAGUGAGGACAAGGUCAAACAAUGUGUGGAUCCAAGGUUGAAGGGAGAGUAUCCACCAAAAGGAGUCGCUAAGCUUGCAGCAGUGGCAGCUCUGUGCGUGCAGUAUGAAGCUGAGUUUAGGCCCAAUAUGAGCAUUGUGGUCAAGGCACUCUCUCCCCUUCUCGUAAAUAAGCAGGCUCCACCUGCUGCUGCUCCUUCCCCAGCUCUUGGGACUUGAGUCCUGAAAUGAAAUGUUGCAUUAAAAAUUUGGCAUGCUUUUGUGGGUGCAUCUUACUUCCUCCAGGAGACUCUUUUGAUAUAUCGCACUCAUCGAAUCAAGAGCCAGAAUUGGUCUUGCCAUGACUCUGCAGGUUGUCAUGCUGCUUGUUUGUUCAGAGAGUUUUUUUUUCCAGCGAGAAGCAAUGGACCAUUCUUCAUGUCAUCCUUGUCAGCAGGGAUCUAUGUUGUAUAUUUGUUGAGUAUUUCCGUUGUUGUUUCUAACUUUCAGCUGUCCUGUGAGAUAAUAUGGGAUGGAUUGUUAUCAAUGCUGUAGUGUCUCCCAUGUCCUGCACGUAAGAUCUAAAUUAAACGUUUCAUCUUCUGUCAACUGUUUUCCA
Molecule: messenger RNA, 1686 nt
Organism: Phoenix dactylifera (date palm)
Lineage: Eukaryota; Viridiplantae; Streptophyta; Magnoliopsida; Arecales; Arecaceae
Product: protein CYTOSOLIC ABA RECEPTOR KINASE 7
Biological process (GO): protein phosphorylation
Molecular function (GO): ATP binding; protein tyrosine kinase activity
Source: RefSeq, a predicted model, not a curated record